Molecule: messenger RNA, 837 nt
Organism: Erinaceus europaeus (western European hedgehog)
Lineage: Eukaryota; Metazoa; Chordata; Mammalia; Eulipotyphla; Erinaceidae
Product: butyrophilin subfamily 2 member A2-like
Exons: 4
Coding region: 1-837 (278 amino acids)
Molecular function (GO): protein binding
Source: RefSeq, a predicted model, not a curated record
AUGUUGUGGGUGGAGACUGAAGCAGGACAGCAGUUGCUGAAAAACAGGCAGAGAGCUGCUGUGAGAACAGGAAGCAGCAGCCUGUCCCUGACAGCCCUGCAGUGUGUCUGCACAGGCUGCUGCUGCCCCAGCUCACUACAAUCACUGGUCAACUUGGUAAGUCUUGUCUUUCACCCUCAUGAUACUAAAUUGGAAUCACAACCAGUGUCCCAUCAGAACACUGACCUCUCUCUCUCUCCCUCUUUCUUGUUGGUUGCAGCCGGAAGAAAAGCCCUGGGAGAGGAAGGACUGGAAAGUCUCCGGAGACACGCAGAAUAUAUAACCUUGGAUAAGGACACUGCUCACCCUCUUCUACAAGUAUCAUGGGACAGAAAAUAUGUGAGAUCUGUUGUGGAAGAACAAGAUGUUCCUGACAACCCUGAGCGAUUUGACACUCUGAGGGCUAUUCUAGGGGCUUAUGGCUUCUCUGCUGGUGACCAUUACUGGGAGGUGGAUGUGGAAUGGAAGGACAGGUGGGAAAUAGGACUGUGUAUGGCCUCAGUUACACGGAAAGGAGACAUCUUUAUUUGUCCUGAAAAUGGGUUCUGGGUACUUUCCCUGGAGAAUAAUGAGUACAAAGCACUCUCCAACCCCCCUUCCAUUCUCAGUGUUCGAGAACCCAUCUUGAAGUUGGGUAUUUUUCUGCAGUAUGAGAAAGGACUGAUUUCUUUCUAUAAUGUGACAGAUUGUAGUCUUCUGUAUACUUUCAAAAGCACCUUCACCAAACCCCUGAAGCCAUAUUUCUACCCUGGACCUCGUACUAAGGGAAACACGAGGGGCCUCCUCAUUCCCAACUGA